GCACGUGCGCCAGGGGGCGGGGGGGAAGACGGAUUCCGCAAAGCAGCAGCAGCAGCAGCGCGCGGACGGGCGGGCGGGCACUAACCGACGGGGCGACCCAGGGUCACAAAACAAGCGCACCAACUCUCUGAACAACCGCUUUUCUUUUCUUUUUUUUUUUUGUUGUUUUGUUUUUUUAGAGCUAACGAGAAUAACGCAGGAGCUUAAUAGCUAACCUGAAAUGGCGACGGCCAUAUACUUGGAGCAUUACCUCGACAGUAUUGAAAACCUACCAUGUGAGCUGCAGAGAAACUUUACUUUGAUGCGCGACCUGGACAAUAGGACUGAAGAAAAGAAAGGAGAGAUCGACAAACUGGCUGAAGAGUACAUCGCGCAGGUGAAGAACCUGGCCUCGGAGCAGAGAGUGGAACACCUGCAGAAGAUCCAGCACGCCUACAGCAAGUGCAAAGAGUUCAGCGAUGACAAAGUUCAGCUUGCGAUGCAGACAUACGAAAUGGUGGACAAACACAUCCGCCGGCUGGAUGCAGAUCUGGCUCGGUUUGAGAAUGAGCUGAAAGAGAAACUGGAUAUGAGCGGCUACGAAAGUACAGAAGGAAGAGCCGUGAAGAAGGGUGAAUCCCGGGGGCUGAGAGAGAAGCGGGCAUCCAGAGGAAGAGCGAGGAAAGGUUCUGAUGAAGAUUCUCCCAAAAAGAAAAAGAUAAAAAACAGCCCCGACGUGAGCGACGCCCUCCUGCCGAUGCAGCCGUCGGACGUCUUGGACAUGCCGGUGGAUCCCAACGAGCCGACGUACUGCCUGUGCCACCAGGUGUCGUAUGGAGAGAUGAUUGGAUGCGAUAACCCAGACUGUCCGAUUGAGUGGUUUCACUUUGCGUGUGUUGAUCUCGCCUCGAAACCCAAAGGAAAAUGGUUUUGUCCGAGGUGCACCCAAGACAAGAAGAAGAAAUGAGGGUUCUUGCUUUCAGAAUUACGUGAAGGGUAACGAGGAUAUUCUUCCACUUGGACCCUAUUUUAAGACCUUUUUGUGUCGACUAACGGAACGAUGCACACGGUCUUAAUUCGGAGAUAUGGUGUGACAACUUUUUCAGAACGAGGCUUCUCCUCGGUUAUACACGAUAACAAACGCACCCGAUCGAGUUUUUUUCCAGAGGGUUCUUUCCAUCAUGUUGUCAAGACACUUAACAAUAACAACAAUAACACAAAGGCGUACAUUGGCGGUGAGGACUUGCCCCCCCGAGCGAGGUCACUGCACCGUGUGCAGAGUUCUCCAUCGAUACUGAACCGGUUUCUAAAUAUCUUCUCCCCGUUAGUCAGAGACCAACACGUGAGAGGAAAAGAAGGUCCAGGUUGAAGAAUACUGAAGUUACUCUUGAACUAAUGAUGUAUGCAUUGUUGUUGUAGUUAAUAGUGUAAUGUGUGUAUAGAUAUCUAUAUAUAGAUAUAUGUAUCUAUAUAUAGAUAUGAUAUUCAGAUUCUACAACUCUCCAUGGACUUUGUGGGUCAUACUGCUUAUUUUUAAUUUUUUUUAAAGGCCUAAUCCGUAGUCCAGCUACACUUGUGGCCCCGUUAUCUCUCCUCCCAAUCAGAACAUCCCUCCUUUUUAAAAUCAUGUAUAUUAUCAUCACUGGCAUACUCACAAAUCUUGGAUUGGGGCUCGAGCUUACUUGAAAUAUAUACAUUUUAUAAAAAGGGCUAUAUAUAUAUAUUUUUUUUUUAAAGAAUCGACAGCCUGCUGAGAAUUAACUACUUAAAAACACCUGACCAAAUUAGUUUGGUGGUAAAAAGUAAUUAUGUGUCAGAUUGUCAGUUAGCUACAAACAUCAGCACUGCACAAAGGACUGCAAAGGAUACCGGUGUAAACAGUGUUUUGAUUAUCUAAAAACAAGCAAAACAAUGAACGUGUAUUCUUUAUUAAUUUUCAAGGAACCUGUGACAUGUUUGAAUGUAUUUUGGUACUAAUGGUCAGUCAGUCGGUGUCUCUCGUCAACUGAAUGAGGUAUUUAAGCACUUUGAAUAAAAUGUCCCCCUGAAGAGGUUUUAUGAUGUAGUUUAGCUCCUUUAAAGCUCUGCCACAGCGCAUCACUUCAAACCAUACGGAAUAUAUAAUACACACAUUUAUCUUUGUAUGAUAUCAAACAAUAUUUUGUGGCCAAUUUUUCUCCAAAAGAUAUAUAUGUUGUAUUGCUUAUUGGUGUACACUCAAAUUUUAUUUAAUAGGAUUUUACUAUCUUUUCCUAUUCAACUGUGAAUAAUACGUUCAGUGUAAAGCCACAAAAUAAUCGAGCCAAAGUCUUUGUAUUUUGUAAAAUUCAGUAUUUUAUAACAAAUAAAUAUUCACUAUUA
Cyclopterus lumpus (lumpfish) is the source of this 2340-nucleotide messenger RNA. It is a transcript of the gene ing5a, whose product is annotated as inhibitor of growth family, member 5a. The transcript is spliced from 8 exons. NCBI's taxonomy places the organism in Eukaryota, Metazoa, Chordata, Actinopteri, Perciformes, Cyclopteridae. Gene Ontology annotation, cellular component: nucleus. The record is from RefSeq and is a predicted model, not a curated record. Gene Ontology annotation, biological process: regulation of DNA-templated transcription. The coding region runs from base 221 to 946 and encodes 241 amino acids.